Ambispora gerdemannii is the source of this 196-nucleotide messenger RNA. The record is from the annotation of a GenBank genome assembly. Lineage: Eukaryota; Fungi; Glomeromycota; Glomeromycetes; Archaeosporales; Ambisporaceae.
AUGGAACAAGAUAACGAAGAAUGGAUCAUCCUACGAGAAUACCCUGAUGAAAAUGCUACAGACAAUGACGGUAAUAGCCAAGACUCCGAGACAUCAAACGAAGAAAUCAACGGAGACUAUAGGGAAAUAUCAUCAUACAGAAAGAUCAAUAAAAUGGCUGAUAUAAAUAAUUUAAUAGAAGCCUUAACUCACCUUA